AUGGAGUUGGAUAAAAAUAUAUUUACCCGGUGCUUAGAGCUGGAAAGUCAAAACAAACAAUUGAUUUUAUAUCAGCAAGAGAUUGGCGACGUUAACUGUGUCGUGUGGGAUGCUGCAAUUGUUUUAACAAAAUACUUGGAUCAUUUAUCUAGCUCAAAUGAUCAAUGGCUUACUGGAAAAAAAGUUUUGGAACUCGGUGCUGGAAUCGGUUGUGUAGGAAUGACAGCCGCUUGUCUUGGGUCUGACGUGAUUAUGACUGAUUUAGAGAGCACCAUACCAAUUUUAAAUUACAAUAUUUCUAAGAACGAAACUCUGUGGGAUAAAGAUGGUAAAGGGUCUGCUAAAGCUCAAGUUAUGGAAUGGAAAAAUGAUAUUGAGUUUGAUUUUUCACCUGAUAUUAUUUUAGUUGCUGACUGUGUAUAUUAUUCGGAGUCAAUAGAUCCGCUGAUUAAAACAUUAGAAUAUUUUUGUAAAAAAAAUGAAAAAACUUACGUUAUUAUGUCGCAAGAAGAAAGGGAUACUCCUGGACAAAUACCGGUGUGGCAACAAUUUCUUGAACAAGUCAAAAAAGUUUUUAAAUUGGAGUAUAUACCACGCUCUGAACAGCAUCCACUGUAUUCUUCUGAAGAUAUUCAUUUAAUAAAAAUGACUAUUCUUUGA
Messenger RNA from Cotesia congregata, 660 nucleotides. The record is from the annotation of a GenBank genome assembly. NCBI's taxonomy places the organism in Eukaryota, Metazoa, Arthropoda, Insecta, Hymenoptera, Braconidae.